AAGUUAAUAUUAAUUUAAAAUAAAUGGUGUAUUUAAUUAAUAUAAUACUGAAACUUUGUUUAUUUUGAAACUGUGUUCCUAAACGAACGACAUGACAUUUUGUGCCGCGAAGCUCAUUCAAGGACAACUUUGUUUUGAAGUGAAGUGAAGAACUCGUAUUACUUUACAUCUAAAAGUGUUAACGGGGUUUACAAUCGCAGUUACAAAACCACUGAAGUUUAGAAAAUGAGGACCAGCCACCCACAAUACACAAUUAUGGUGGAAUUCAUGGAAAAGCAUGGAGACUUGUCUAAACCCAGCGGAGGCCCUCGUGGUAGACACUAUGUACAGCUAAAAUGGAAGGAGCUUUCGGAUAUGCUCAAUAGUGAUGGCACAGGCGACUCUAGAACAGAGGAAAAGUGGCGAAAGGUUGAUGUUGAGGAGGAAGAGAGCUUGUCAGGUACUCAUCCACAAGAAACAAACACAAAAACAAUAAGUGAAGUUAAUGUUGAUGACAUACCUAUAAAACUAACACCCGUUGCUGACGAUACUUGGAAUACUCCGGGAACAAGUAGCCAACGCUCAAUCGCUCCACCUCCACCUCCCGCGCAUCCACUACCACCUUCAAUAGCUUCAAUCGACACACAUUGGAAGCCGCCGAAGAAAAAGAAGAAAGCCGACGAUGAAAUUUUAAAAGUAUUUAAGGAGUGUGAGGGGACCGCAAGGCAGUAUGAAAGAGAGCGUGAUCGAGUUGCGGAAGAAUUAGAAAGAGAGAGGAUUAGACAGCGUGAUGUAGAGCUGCAGUUGCAAGCUAAAUGGCUGGAUUUUUUUAAAGAAGCUUUGAAGGUAUUGGAUGCAUAUUUGGCGAAUAAAAGUGUAUAAAAUCGGACAUUAUUUGUUUCGCCAAAUAUGCAACUAAUAGUAAGUUAUUUGG
Molecule: messenger RNA, 913 nt
Organism: Trichoplusia ni (cabbage looper)
Lineage: Eukaryota; Metazoa; Arthropoda; Insecta; Lepidoptera; Noctuidae
Exons: 4
Coding region: 226-861 (211 amino acids)
Source: RefSeq, a predicted model, not a curated record